This is a messenger RNA of Varanus komodoensis (Komodo dragon), 2093 nucleotides long. RefSeq names its product POU class 2 homeobox 2 (gene POU2F2). The coding region runs from base 153 to 1949 and encodes 598 amino acids. The transcript has 15 exons. The record is from RefSeq and is a predicted model, not a curated record. Gene Ontology annotation, molecular function: RNA polymerase II cis-regulatory region sequence-specific DNA binding; DNA-binding transcription factor activity, RNA polymerase II-specific. Gene Ontology annotation, biological process: regulation of transcription by RNA polymerase II. Gene Ontology annotation, cellular component: nucleus. Lineage: Eukaryota; Metazoa; Chordata; Lepidosauria; Squamata; Varanidae.
CUUCUUCAGCGCGGGGACUCCCCCAGACCUGGCCCUAGCACUGAGGCCCUUCCUGGUCCCGCCACUCGCUCUUCCCCUCUCUGGAACAGGCGCCGUCUGUCCGGGAGGGCAGGACUCUCCAAUGCCCUCUCUCCUCCCGAGGAACGAUAGCCAUGGUGAACUCAGGCCUGUGGGCAGCAGAAGUAAGAAUGUCUAAGCCCCUGGAGCUGGAGAAGGCGCGGCUGGAACUACAAGAAGAGCACACAGAUACAGAACGAAAUGGACCUGACACAAACCACCAGACCCAGCAGAGCAAACCUUCCCCAUUCUCCGCAUCCCCAACCAGCACCGGCACCAAGAUCAAAGCUGAAGACCCCACAGAGAUGCCUCCAGCUCCGGCGCCAGCUCCGGCCCCCGCAGCUCAGCAGCCGCACCUGCCCCAGGCCCAGCUUAUGCUAGCUGGCAGCCAGCUGGCUGGGGACAUUCAGCAGCUGCUCCAGCUCCAGCAGUUAGUCCUCGUCCCAGGGCAUCACCUCCAGCCGCCCGCACAGUUCCUGCUGCCACAGGCCCAGCAGGGACAGCAAGGGCUGCUCCCGACACCAAAUCUCUUUCAGCUACCUCAGCAAAACCCGGGGAGUCUCCUGCCGAACCAGCCUCGCGCAGGGCUCCCAGCACAGCAAGUGACUCGGCCUGGCCUCCCCGAGUCCCACCUCGCUCACUCGCAGACGCCCAAAUGCCUGGAGACCCCGUCACACCCGGAGGAGCCCAGUGACUUGGAGGAGCUGGAGCAGUUUGCCCGUACCUUCAAGCAGCGGCGUAUCAAACUGGGUUUCACGCAGGGUGAUGUGGGGCUGGCCAUGGGGAAGCUGUAUGGAAAUGACUUCAGCCAGACAACCAUCUCACGCUUUGAGGCACUCAACCUGAGUUUCAAGAACAUGUGCAAGCUCAAGCCCCUCCUGGAGAAAUGGCUCAAUGAUGCUGAGACAAUGUCGGUGGACUCCACGCUUCCCAGUCCCAACCAGCUAAGCAGUCCUAACCUGGGGUUUGAUGGGCUGCCAGGCCGGCGCCGCAAGAAACGGACCAGCAUUGAGACCAAUGUCCGCUUCGCACUGGAAAAAAGCUUUCUCGCGAACCAGAAGCCUACCUCAGAGGAGAUCCUGCUGAUUGCCGAACAACUGAACAUGGAGAAGGAGGUGAUCCGCGUCUGGUUCUGCAACCGCCGCCAGAAGGAGAAGCGGAUCAAUCCUUGCAGCUCCGCGCCCAUGUUGCCUGCCCAGGGCAAGCCUCCAGGCUACAACCCUCACUUGGUGACCAGCCCCGGCACCGGCACAAGUCUGCCCCUCUCCCAGGCUUCCAGUAGUCUGAGCACAACAGUUACUACCUUGUCCCCAACAGUCUGCUCCCUGACCCCCAGUCGGACAGCGGUGGGAGCAGGCGGCAGCACCCUCAACUCGGUCACGCCACCCCCAAGCAACAGCACAAACUCCAGUCCGCAGGGCAGCACUCACCCGGCGAUCAGCUUGCAGGGCCUGAAUCCCAGUACAGGAAGCACAGUGCUAGGGGUGAAUGCAGGGUUAAACCCAGCGCUCAUGGCCACCAACCCACUGGCCACCAUACAAGCAUUGGCCAGUGGUGGAAGCCUGCCGAUUACCAGCCUUGAUGCCAGUGGUAACUUGGUCUUGGGUACCAGUGCAGGCACGACCGGAAGCCAGAGCAUCGUGACCGCGCCGCUCUUCCUGAACCAUGCAGGCCUGCCCUUGCUGAGUGCUGCCCCAGGAGGCGUGGGGCUGGUGUCGGCAGCCGCGGCAGUGGCUGCCUCCAUGCCCAGCAAGUCCCCCACCCUGACCUCCUCCUCCUCUUCCUCCUCCUCCUCCUCCUCCUGUUCCUCAUGCAGUUCCUCCAGUGACGUGGCGCAGACUCUGGGGCAAGCUGGCCCCGGAUCCACUGAGCCGGAUGCCAAGACAGAAUGAGGGCUGAGAAGCACCCCUACUGCCUCUCCUGACACGACGGGGGUGGCAAGGAGUGGACGUACAAAAGACCGACGAGUGAAACCAAAAAAACCAAAACACAAAAAAAAACCAAACUAAGAAAUGUCAGCAACAGCCAAACGAAAA